AUGAUGGAUCUGUAUCUGUCAAAUCAUUUGGCUUCAGAUCUCAUUGAAUCUGCUUGGCUACCCGUCAAAUUUCUUGGUGCUGCAACUCUAGUUCUUUGCAUUUUCAACUACUACUUCCACCCGGCAUCACAUGUACCUGGACCAUUCAUUGCUGCCAUCUCCCCUCUCUGGUUGAUGAGGGCUGUAUACCGUAAGCACUUGAAUCUGGAUAUCCAAAAGCUUCAUUCACAAUAUGGCCCAUAUGUGAGAAUAUCACCAAACGAGAUAUCUUUUGCCACCAUUGAAGCACAGAACACGAUCCAUGAUCCAGGUCCAGGAGUUAAAGGUCAUUUUUCUAAGUCCGGAACCUUGGAGUCCAUGCUAGGCAGUGUCGUUUGGUCUGGCACACAUAACGUGCUUACCACAACGGAUAAGACCGCGCACAAGAGAUUACGGAAUGCUCUGCUACCAGCUUUUACGUCUAAAGCACUUUUCGAACAGGAAGGCAUACAGCAGAGACAUUUGCAAGAGCUGAUUUCAAGUCUCCGUGAUACCACGUCCAAGCAGCCUGUGAACCUUACAGAGUGCUUAUCAAAGCUGAUCUGGGACAUCAUCGGGGACCUCUCUUUUGGAGAACCUCUAGUUGAAAACCAAAAAGAACGCUUCGAUUCCUUAAAGAUCAUGUUUUGCCAGCUUUCCCCGCUGUUUGAGGCGCUUCAAUAUCUUACAAGAGUUCCUUGUGUUGGGGUAUUCGUUCGCUUCGCAGUUGCACUGAUUCCUCAUGUAUUCCAGAUGCCAAGGGACAUUUUGCCUUCUACGGCGCUCAGGAAGUGUAUGGAUCGACAUGACAACCGUGCGGAUUUCCUUACCGCAAUCAUGAACUCUAAAGACAAUGGUGUUUUGUUGACAGAUGCCGAGAUGAAGAGCAAUUCUUCCCUACUUGUAAUGGUUGGAUACGACACCACGGCGACGACCUUGUCUGCGAUAUUCUACUUCCUUCUCAGAGACCCUAUGCGAAUGCAAAUGUUGAAAACUGAACUCAGAAGUAGCUUCUCACAUGAAGACGAAAUCACCGGAAACCGACUUUUGCCUCUCCGUUUUCUCAAUGGAUGCAUCCAGGAAAGUCUUCGACUCCUGCCUCCUGCCAACGGCAAGGGAACAAACAGGACAUCGCCUGGUGCUAUGAUUGACGGCGUAUAUGUGCCUGCAGGUAUCAAUGUGUCAGCUGAUAUGUACACAAUUCAGAGAUCUCCACAGUAUUGGGCUGAGCCAGAAGAGUUUCGUCCCGAGCGCUGGUUUGAUCAUGGCCCGGGGUCAGUUUUUGAGCACGACGUCAGAUCGUGCCACCGGCCAUUUCUACUUGGCCCUCGGGUCUGCUUGGGAAAAGAGGUCGCAAUGCAGUCCAUCAGACUUAUUGUUGCUAAACUGAUUUUCUCUUUCGACUUGGUGUCGGCUAGCAAGAAAGAUUUGACUUGGGAAAAGGAAGUAGAGUCUACUUACUUGUGGAUUCGUUUUGAGAUUUUCGCAAAAUUUCAUGGUAUAUGA
Molecule: messenger RNA, 1524 nt
Organism: Cadophora gregata
Lineage: Eukaryota; Fungi; Ascomycota; Leotiomycetes; Helotiales; Ploettnerulaceae
Exons: 7
Coding region: 1-1524 (507 amino acids)
Molecular function (GO): iron ion binding; monooxygenase activity; heme binding
Source: RefSeq, a predicted model, not a curated record